Messenger RNA from Clonostachys rhizophaga, 1587 nucleotides. Lineage: Eukaryota; Fungi; Ascomycota; Sordariomycetes; Hypocreales; Bionectriaceae. The record is from the annotation of a GenBank genome assembly.
AUGGCAUCCAAAGACGACGUAGCCAUGUCUCACCUCGAGAAAGCCCCCUCGCCAGUCGACUCAGACUCCCGCUCCCCCUCCGACCUCGCCGCGGACGAAGCCCAACGCGUCGACACGUCUCUUUCGGUUCGUGACUCCCUGCGCUACUACCAUCGUGCCGUCUUCUGGUCCCUCGCCAUGUCCAUGUCGACCAUCAUGGAGUCGUACGACCUGCUGCUCAUUACCUCCUUCUUCGCUUUCCCGCAGUUCAACCAACGCUUUGGCGAGCAGCUGCCGAAUGGCAAGUGGUCGAUACCAGCGCGGUGGCAGAUCGGGUUAACGGUGGUGACGAACGUGGGCAUGAUUCUAGGAGGCUUGUCGAAUGGUUAUUUUGCGGAUCGGUUUGGGCCCAGGAUGGUCAUGCUUGUGAACCAUGUUGCGCUGGCGGCGUUUGUGUUUAUACAGUUCUUUGCGACCGGCGUGGAGAUGUUGAUGGUCGGAACACUGCUUGUGUCAAUUCCUUGCGGUUUCUUCGCCGCGGCAACACCUUCGUAUGCGUCCGAGAUUGCGCCCCUGAAGCUUCGAGGAUACCUGGUCGUCUACGUCAACCUCUGCUGGGUCAUGGGUAAGCUCAUCGCCUUUGGCAUCAUCACCUCGAUGCUGGGCAACACGACGCAAUGGUCCUACCGCAUCCCCUUUGCCCUGCAAUGGAUGUGGUUCCCCUUCAUGGUCACCGCCACCUGGCUCGCCCCUGAAUCACCCUGGUGGCUUGUCAAGAAAGGUCGCAACGAAGAAGCAGGCAAGGUCCUCGAAAGACUCUGCACGGCACCACAAAACGUCAUCAACCCGCAGGAUACACUGGCAAUGAUCGCUCGCACUAUUCGAUUGGAGCAGGAUAUGAAUAUCCAGGGCUCGUAUGCGGACUGCUUCAAGGGAGAGAAUCUGCGCAGAACGGAGAUUUCGAUGAUUUGCUGGGGAUGCCAGAUUUUGCCUGGGUUUGCGAUCCAGAACUACAUUACCUACUUUUUCACCCUGGCUGGGCUGUCACCGAAUGACUCAUUCAAGAUGUCCUUAGGAAAUGCUGGUCUUGCCUUUGUUGGCACGGUACUGUCUUGGUUCAUGAUGACCAAAUUCGGAUGGCGAUCACUCUACCUCUACGGUCUCGUUGCCAUGAUCCCCGUCAUGGGUCUCGUCGGCUUCCUCGAUCUCGCCGUGACAUCGAACUCCAAUAUCCGCUGGGCUCAGGCCGCACUUUUGCUCGUCUGGUUCUUCAUCUACGGCAUCAGCAUCGGUCCCAUCCCAUACACAAUCGCUGCUUCCGUCGGUGCAGCCUGGCUCCGCGUCAAGACCAUCUCCCUCGGCCGCAUCACCUACUACGUCCUCUCCAUCAUCAACGUCAUCGUUGCGCCGUACCUUCUCAACGCGAGCGAGGCUAAUCUGCAAGGAAAGACGGCGUUUGUGUCGACGGGUUUGACGGUCUUCUUGGCGCUUUGGACGUUCUUUAGGUUGCCGGAGUUGAAGGGUAUGACGGCUGAAACGUUGGAUCACUUGUUCCAUGAAAAGGUGAAUGCUAGAAAGUUUGUGGAAGCUUCGAAGCAGUAUCAGUAG